AUGACAGGUGAUAAGAAAACUCUGCAUCCGGCCUUUGCCGUAACCAACAACAAAACCCUGAUUCCUAUUCUUCUUGACAUCAAACAAGAUGAAUGCUCAUCCUGGGUUUUUCUCUUCGAACUACAUCUACAAGCUCACGAUCUCCUUUUUCUCAUCAACGGAUCCACACCACCAACAGGGAUUGAUGCAAAUACCCUCAAACAACUCGACGCCCUAUGCCGCCAAUGGAUGUUCUCCACCAUGGCCAAGGAUCUCAUGCUCACAGUUCUAAAAUCUGGUAAAACCGCCAAAGAACUUUGGGAUCAUCUUCAAAAGUUGUUUCAAGAUAACAAAGGUAAUCGUGCUGCAACCCUUGAAAGUAAAUUUGUCAAUCUAAAGUUUGUUGACUGUGCUAGUGUCGAUGAUUACUGUGACAAACUCAAGUCGUUAGCGGAUCGACUGACCGAUCUCGAUUUUCCCAUGAAUGACAAACGUUUGGUUAUCCAACUUGUAAAUGGUCUACCGGAGGAAUACAACAGUCUAUGCCCACCUAUGAUGCUGCUCGUUCACAACUACGCACUGAAGAAAUACGACGUGCUCAACAAACCACCAUGA
This is a messenger RNA of Papaver somniferum (opium poppy), 594 nucleotides long. RefSeq lists its product as uncharacterized. Bases 1 to 594 code for a protein of 197 amino acids. The transcript has a single exon. The record is from RefSeq and is a predicted model, not a curated record. NCBI's taxonomy places the organism in Eukaryota, Viridiplantae, Streptophyta, Magnoliopsida, Ranunculales, Papaveraceae.